Messenger RNA from Apis laboriosa (Himalayan honeybee), 1027 nucleotides. Its product is annotated as serine/threonine-protein phosphatase PGAM5, mitochondrial-like. Gene Ontology annotation, cellular component: mitochondrion. NCBI's taxonomy places the organism in Eukaryota, Metazoa, Arthropoda, Insecta, Hymenoptera, Apidae. The transcript is spliced from 5 exons. Gene Ontology annotation, biological process: positive regulation of mitochondrial fission. The record is from RefSeq and is a predicted model, not a curated record. The coding region runs from base 150 to 971 and encodes 273 amino acids.
AUUUUAAGUAAUAUUACUCAUUCUAUUACUAAAACAGUGUUGCCAAAUUCAAUACCACGUAUCUAUGAUACUUAAAGAUGUAGGUUAUAUUUCAGAUAAAAUUGAUUCAAAUCACUUAGAAGAUUUAAUUGUGAUAUUUUAUUGUACCAAUGUCUAUACGUUCAAAUUUUAAAAAAUGGAUUGUAGGAUUUGGUGCAUUAGGUGGUGCUAUGUUUUUUUAUCCAAAUGAUAAUGAUAAUAAUAAUCAAUUUUUACACACACAUAAAUUUGGAAUAGCAGCUUCUAGUUGGGAUUAUAAUUGGGAUAGGCGAGAUCCAAAAAGUUUAGUAAAACCAAUGAAAAUAGAUAAUGAAUCUAAUCAAAAUUUAUAUAAUAAACAAUUAAUAAGUAAAACAGCAAAAGCUAUACGUCAUAUAAUUUUAAUUCGUCAUGGACAAUAUAAUGUAGAAGCUAAAACAGAUACAGAUGGAAUACUUACAGAUCUUGGUAGACAACAAGCUGAGGCAACAGGGAAAAGAUUACAAGAAUUAGGUUUUCCAUAUACUUUACUUGUACAUUCAACAAUGACAAGAGCACAAGAAACUGCUAAAAUUAUAGGAAAAGGCCUUAAGAAUGUACCAAUAAAAUGUGAUUUGCUUCUUAAUGAAGGUGCACCAAUUCAACCCGAUCCACCAUCAUCUAACUGGAAACCUGAAUUUUAUAGAGAUGGACCUAGAAUAGAAGCUGCAUUUAGAAAAUAUUUUCAUCGUGCAGAUUUUGCUCAAGAAAAAGACUCUUAUACAAUUCUUGUUUGUCAUGCAAAUAUUAUUAGAUAUUUUGUAUGCAGAGCAUUACAAUUUCCACCUCAAAGUUGGUUGCGUUUAAGUUUGAAUCAUGCUAGUAUUACAUGGAUUACUAUUUAUCCUGAUGGUAUUGUAAAAUUAUGGGCUUUUGGUGAUACAGGACAUAUGAAACCACAGCUGUUUUUAUAAUUAAAUUUAAAAUAGCAUAUCAUUUUAUUUAAUAAAAAACAUUUAUGUUAUCUAUA